AUGUUAAAUGAGAAAUAAGAUUAUUUCAUGCCCAUUCUUAAAAUGAUGCCUAAAACUAUGGAAUCUUCAUAAUUAGUUCCUAUUCUUUUAAAUAUGAUGAUAAAUGAUCUUGUUUUCGAAUAAUAUUCACUAGAAGAUGAAGAUUAUAUGUAAAAUCUUAAUGAUUAAAAUGCAUUUAAUGACAAAGAAAUUAUGGAUCUUCUUACUGGUAUUGAAAAAGGUAUUUAUAACCUACUCACUACUUCAGAAUUUAUUCCUAAAGGAUAUGGAUAACCUAAUGGUUAAAUGAUGAUGCCUCCUCCUAUGGGAUACUAUUGA
Molecule: messenger RNA, 318 nt
Organism: Ichthyophthirius multifiliis
Lineage: Eukaryota; Ciliophora; Oligohymenophorea; Hymenostomatida
Exons: 1
Source: RefSeq, a predicted model, not a curated record